AUGUCGGACACCGAGAGUCUUGACUAUUUGCAAACGGGCUUCGAUCCCUCCAGCCUGACGGUCCCUCGACUCCGAUCUAUCCUAGUCUAUCACGAUAUCGAUUAUCCCUCCUCUGCGAAGAAAGCUCAGCUCAUUCAGAUUUUCGUCGAUAAGGUUCUUCCUCAGUCUCGCAAAAUCCUAGCCGCGAGAGCCCGCGCUAGGAGGACAAGCAAAGGUAUCACCAAUGCGGAUUCACGAGAUAGCACGGUGGAUGACGAUGAAGACAUAAUGCCGCCACCACCUACACCUCGGACGAGGACGCGGAAGCCAUCGGCCAGACUCAAAGCGGAAGAAAGCGAGUCUGAUGCGCCAGUCAUGAGGACUCCUGCAAAACGGGCUGUCAGAGCAAGCACCAAGCAUGUCCGGACCUCAGACACUGAGGCUGGCAUGGAUCCUGAGGCAGCAAACAAACGUGGAAGGAAGAUGCCGAGGAGUGAAACUCGAACUCCAACUCCAACCCUUCCAACGCCCAGAAUAAAAUCCGAGUAUAUGGACGACGGCGCAGGCGUAUCGCGACGAGAGAGUGCUUUUACAUACGACAACCCAUUCCAGAGUGGUAGUUCUCCCCCGACCGAUAGGAGGGCUCCAAGUGGGGAGCGGAGAAGGAAGAGCAGUGGCGUUAUCUCCAGUGCUAGAAAGAGCAGCACUGCUACUAGGCGUCGAACGGAUGUGCCAAAGGUCGACGAUGGGAUCCAUCCGCCAACUUCCGCCACCUUUGAAAUCCCGGUCAACGAGCUUCAUGGCCUGAAGGAUAUCGACGAUAACGGAAUUGAAGUCACCGAGGAGUUCACCCCAGAAGCGCAGCUAGAACUGAUGCAAGAGCGGGCUGCCCAAGGAGUCGAUGACCUAGGGCCUCCAAGACCCAAGAAGCAACAGGCACGAAGUUUCAAUAAAAGUGUGCCGAUAUGGCUAGGGCUCCUAACAAUAUUUUGUGGAUAUGCCACCUGGUAUAGACAAGAAAAGGUCGCUGUUGGCUAUUGUGGUGUUGGUAGACACCAUCCUCAGGUUUUCCCUGAAGGCGUUGAGGUUCCUGACUGGAUCCGGAUUCUUGCCGAGCCAGAGUGCGAGCCUUGUCCGCAACAUGCAUAUUGUUCCGAAAAUUUCGAAACACAUUGUGAGGCUGAUUUUGUUCUCAAACCCCAUCCUCUGUCCCUGGGAGGGAUAAUCCCCUUCACACCGACUUGUGAACCAGAUGGGGAGAAAGUGCGCAGGGUUAAGGCAGUAGCCGAUCGCGCAGUUGAGGAACUGAGAGAACGUAGAGCGAAAUGGGAGUGCGGCGAUUUGACCGAUCAGUCUGGACUCCCAGAGCCUACUGUCGAGAUCGAUGCUGUGGAGUUGAAGAAAGAGGUUAGCAAGAAGCGGAGAAAGGGCAUGGGUGAGGCAGAAUUCGAGGAUCUGUGGGCUCAUGCCAUUGGGGAAAUUGAAGGAAGAGACGAGGUUGUGAGCCAUGUUGACGGAGCCCGAACACUCCUCACUAGCUCCUCCCUCGCCCGCCUCCCCCUCUCCUGCUCGAUCCGACGAUCCUUCCGACUCGCGCUGGCAAGACAUCGACUCCAAAUUGCUACUGUAAUCCUAGCCUUGUUCUCCAUUCUUUACGUUCGCCACUUUAUUCGGUCCCGUGCUGCUGAAAAUGCUUUGGUGCCUCAGCUAGUAUCGCUGACCCUAGAUCGGCUAGCCACCCAGGCUACCCUCCAUGCUCAAGACAGAGAGACUUUCCCUGAGAGCUGGAUCAGCAUUGGGCAGUUAAGAGACGAUGUUCUCAGAGACCAGCAUAGCCUUUGGAAAAGAGAAGCAUUGUGGAACAAGGUUAAGAAAGUAGUCGAGAUGAAUGCGAACGUGCGUGCAGCUCAGCGUGAGAGUCGAAGCGGCGAGAUCAGCAGGGUUUGGGAAUGGAUUGGAACCAUUGGUGGAUUAGAAAGCGGCGAGAAGAGGAGAAAGAGUGGCAGGGUCAGCUGGGGCGUGUAUGAUUCUCUCAGUAGCCCUGUUAGCGGGAGCGAUGGUGGACCGGAGGUGGCUCAGACAAGGUGGGAGGAGGGACGGCCGAUUUACUGA
Molecule: messenger RNA, 2091 nt
Organism: Venustampulla echinocandica
Lineage: Eukaryota; Fungi; Ascomycota; Leotiomycetes; Helotiales; Pleuroascaceae
Exons: 2
Coding region: 1-2091 (696 amino acids)
Cellular component (GO): nuclear inner membrane
Molecular function (GO): chromatin binding
Source: RefSeq, a predicted model, not a curated record